Molecule: messenger RNA, 771 nt
Organism: Phialemonium atrogriseum
Lineage: Eukaryota; Fungi; Ascomycota; Sordariomycetes; Cephalothecales; Cephalothecaceae
Product: Alpha/Beta hydrolase protein
Exons: 3
Coding region: 1-771 (256 amino acids)
Molecular function (GO): hydrolase activity
Source: RefSeq, a predicted model, not a curated record
AUGACUAGCUACAGUGAAGCAUGCUGCAAGAGUCUCAGUGUCCCCCCAGCACUUGGCAAUGGGUAUAAACGCCAAGGUUCUAUGGCUGACAUUGCCGGAAUGAAAACCUAUAUUACUGGACCAGAAUCUGCGAAGAAGGCUAUCCUAGUCAUCCACGACAUUUUCGGGUUCAAAGAUCAAACCAUCCAAGGCGCUGACCUGCUUUCCUCCCUUGACACCGAGCUCACCUAUCGAGUUUUUAUGCCGGAUUUCUUCAAUGGAGAACCAGCUGAUACGGCGUGGUACCCUCCCGACACAGAUGAGAAGAAGGCGAACUUCUUCAACUUCAUUCAGACAAUGGCCGACCCUGUCAAGAAGUCAACUCUGGUACCCAACUUUAUCAAGCAGGCAGACCAGACAUCAUUGAAAGGCGCCUUCGAAUCCUGGGCCAUCGUCGGCUUCUGCUGGGGCGGCCGCAUGGCCGCCAUCUUGGCCGGAGAAGGAAGCCUUUUUAAAGCGGCUGUGUCAUGUCACCCAGGAAUGCUCAAGAACGAGGACGCAGCCAGGGUAACGAUACCGUUUGCCAUCCUCGCGUCCAAAGAUGAGCCAGCAGAAGAGGUCGCCAGUUUCGCGGCACACCUCAAGGUUCCCAAGUACAUAGAGACUUUCCGCACGCAGAUUCAUGGCUGGAUGUCGGCAAGAGGCAAUCUUGGAAAUCCAGAAGUCCUGCGAGAGUACGAACGUGGCUAUCGGACAGCUGUAAAAUUCCUGGCCGAGCAUGUAGCAGCUUGA